AUGCUCAAAACUCUCAUAGAAGAGGUUCGAUUGCAAUUUCUGACAGGCAACACGGAACUUACCCAUUUGAAAGUUUCUAAUGAUCAACUUAUAGUAACGACACAACGAACAGUUUACAGAAUAAAUUUACAGGAUCCAGCCAUUGUCAAUCAUUUCGAAUGUCCGUUAAGUAAGGAGCUAGAAACUAUUAUGAACGUCCACGUUUCCCCUUUGGGCACUGCCGUUUUCCUUCGAACUAACUUUGGUCGGUAUAUGUUAUUAAAGGAUGGCGAAUUCACUCAAUUGAACAAAAUCAAGAAUCUCGAUCUCAGUUCUUUAUAUUGGGUCAAUGAAACCACGUUCUUGAUGGGACUUAAGAAAGUGGCGAAGUUGUACCGAAUUGAGUGGAUAGGAAAGGAUAUAGUUACAAAACUGUGGUAUGAAAACAAGAAGCUGUCCGGGGGGAUUGAUGGUGUUGCAUAUUGGAAGGGUUCCCUCUUGUUAACUAUAAAGGACAAUAUACUAUACUGGAAAGACGUAACAGAUACGAAAUUUCCUUUACUACUACCGGAUGAAUCUGAACAAUUUGAAAGGUUGAAGCAUCACACGGUAAAGAAAUUUGACUCGUAUAAUGGGCUCUUCGCUUGGGUCACGUCAAGUGGCGUUGUCUUUGGAGAUUUAAAAGAGAAUCAAAUGGCUAAAAAUCCUGAUUCCUCCAACAAUGCUGCAAAAUUUUUAUCCUCUUCGAAAGUUUUGCUUAAUUUUGAGUUGCCUGAUUAUCAGAACGACAAGGAUCACCUUAUCAAAGAUAUAGUUUUGACUGCUUUUCAUAUUCUACUUCUGAGAAACAACACGGUUACGAUGGUAAAUCAACUAAAUAAUGAUGUAAUGUUUCAUGAGGCUAUACCGAGACAGCAAUUCCCCGGUGCCAGUAGCGAUAACAGUGAAAAAAUACUGGGACUAGUUAGAGAUUCGGAAAAGGAAACAUUUUGGUGUUUUUCCAACGUAAAUGUUUUUGAAAUAAUUAUUGAGAAUGAAACUAACUCGAUAUGGAAUUUAUUGGUUCAAGAUAACAAAUUUGACAAGGCUCUUGCAUUAAAGGGCCUAACGCAAAGAGAAACGGAGUCUAUAAAGUUUUCAAAAGCUAUGUAUCUUUUUCACACCACUAAGGACUUUCAUUUAGCUGCUCAAACUCUGGGAAGCAUCAAAGAUCUAUCACAUUUAGGCGACAUUGCAUUGAAUUUUCUCCAGAUGAAGGAUUACGGCAACUUGAAUGUAUUACUGAUAAAACAAUUGGAUAAUGUACCCUGGAAAUCAACCCAAAUGGUUUUAUCAAGUUGGAUUGUUUGGAAUUUCAUGAAACAGAUAAAUGACAUUGAAUUAAAAAUCAACACUACUAAGACGACCUCCACCGAUGAAGACAAUUUGUUGAACUGGAAUUUAAAGCUUAAAAAGAAGUCGAUUGAGCUGGCGAAGUUCCUGGAAGAGCAUUUAGAAACAUUGGACAACAGAACUGUUUAUCAAAUAAUGUCCAAACAGAACAGGCAAAAUGAAUUACUAAUUUUUGCCAAAUUAAUCAACGAUAUGAAAUUUUUAUUAUCAUUUUGGAUUGAUCAAGGAAACUGGUAUGAAUCUCUAAAAAUUCUGUUGACAAUAAACAACCACCAUCUAGUUUAUAAAUACUCUUUGAUUCUUUUAUUGAACUCGCCAGAAGCAACAAUAUCAACGUGGAUGAAAAUUAAAGACCUAAAUCCCAACAAACUAAUUCCGACAACCUUAAAAUUUUUCACGAAUUGGCAAAAUAACUCGAAACUGAUAAACACUCCAUCAGAUUAUCCCGAAAAUUACUCGCUAACCUACUUAAAUUGGUGUGUUAGGGAAGUUCCAAGAAUUUGUGAUCCGAUAAUAUACAAUUCUAUUCUUUAUAUGAUGAUCACUAAUCCCAAAAACGAUGUGAUACUCGAAAAUGAUAUAAUCAAAUUCAUGAGGUCCUAUGAAAACAAGUUUGAUUUAAAUUUCCAAUUACGAUUAUCCUUGAAAUUUAAGAAAACCAAGGCUUCUAUUUUCCUUUUAACACGCUUGAAUCUAUUUGAGGAUGCCAUUGAUUUAGCGUUGAAAAAUAAUUUGAUUGACGACUGUAAAAUAAUUGUAAAUGACGAGGCUCUUAUAGAAGAUUAUAAACUAAGAAAAAGGUUGUGGUUGAAAAUUGCAAGACACUUAUUAGUUUCAAUGAAAGAUAUCGAUAUCAAACAAUUGAUUCGAACAAUUUUAAACGAUUCCGAUGAAGUUUUAACAAUUAAGGAUCUUUUGCCAUUUUUCAAUGAAUAUACUACGAUUGCUAACUUGAAAGAGGAAUUGAUUAAGUUUUUAGAGAAUCACAACAUGAAAAUGAACGAGAUCUCAGAAGAUAUUAUAAAUUCUAAAAAUCUGAAGGUGGAAAUAAAUACAGAAAUCUCAAAAUUCAAUGAAAAAUACAGGAUUUUAGAACCAGGCAAAUCUUGUGAUGAGUGUGGAAAAUUUUUACAGAUCAAAAAGUUUAUAGUUUUUCCCUGUGGCCACUGUUUCCAUUGGAACUGUUUAAUUAGAUUGAUACUAAGCUCAAAUGAUUACAAUUUGAGACAGAAGACGGAAAAAUUUUUGAAAGCCAAGAACAAACAUAAUCUGAGUGAUUUAGAGACUAUCAUCGUGGAGAAAUGUGGGUUAUGCAGUGAUAUUAAUGUGAACAAGAUUGAUCAGCCAGUUCUCAUUGAUGAAGCAGAGUUAGCUAGGUGGAAUGACUAA
Molecule: messenger RNA, 2760 nt
Organism: Saccharomyces kudriavzevii IFO 1802
Lineage: Eukaryota; Fungi; Ascomycota; Saccharomycetes; Saccharomycetales; Saccharomycetaceae
Gene: PEP3
Product: tethering complex subunit PEP3
Exons: 1
Coding region: 1-2760 (919 amino acids)
Biological process (GO): intracellular protein transport; vacuole organization; organelle fusion
Cellular component (GO): endosome; HOPS complex
Molecular function (GO): protein-macromolecule adaptor activity
Source: RefSeq, a predicted model, not a curated record